Messenger RNA from Esox lucius (northern pike), 1458 nucleotides. It is a transcript of the gene mob1a, whose product is annotated as MOB kinase activator 1A. The record is from RefSeq and is a predicted model, not a curated record. Gene Ontology annotation, biological process: positive regulation of protein phosphorylation; hippo signaling. Bases 353 to 1003 code for a protein of 216 amino acids. Gene Ontology annotation, cellular component: cytoplasm; nucleus. The transcript has 6 exons. Lineage: Eukaryota; Metazoa; Chordata; Actinopteri; Esociformes; Esocidae. Gene Ontology annotation, molecular function: protein kinase activator activity.
UCAUAUUUUGCUGGUUCAUAACAGCCUGGUGGUGUUCAGCCUGGGAGCUAUCUGGAGUUAUAUUUAUGACCGCAUAUCGAAUUAUUUCGCAAAACUAUUUGACUUGCUAAAAUUACAGUAGCCUACGUAGACAGCUAGCUACGUCAAAAUGUUGUAUUCUGCGUAGCCUACGUCUUGCACGACGACAACACUGACAAGUGAAAGAACGCUUAGAAACUGAAAACUUCGGAGAUUGUUUUUACCAGGGAAGUUCACUUAACAACCAGUGAAAUUCGACACGACAAUUUUCCUUUUAGAUAAGAUACUCUUUAAUCAGCAAUUGUUUUCGUUUUUCGACCGAACUUUUUCAACGAUGAGCUUUCUAUUUGGGAGUCGCUCGUCGAAGACCUUUAAGCCGAAGAAGAAUAUCCCAGAGGGUUCCCACCAGUAUGAGCUGUUAAAGCAUGCAGAGGCAACGCUAGGGAGUGGAAACCUGAGGCAGGCUGUCAUGCUGCCAGAGGGCGAAGAUCUUAAUGAAUGGAUUGCUGUUAACACUGUGGACUUCUUCAAUCAGAUAAACAUGCUCUAUGGGACCAUCACUGAGUUCUGCACUGAGACCAGCUGUUCUGUGAUGUCUGCCGGACCCAGGUAUGAAUAUCACUGGGCCGAUGGCACCAACAUCAAAAAGCCAAUCAAGUGCUCUGCCCCCAAGUACAUAGAUUACCUGAUGACCUGGGUGCAGGAUCAGCUGGAUGAUGAGACUCUCUUUCCCUCUAAGAUAGGUGUGCCGUUUCCUAAGAACUUCAUGUCUGUGGCCAAGACCAUCCUUAAGCGCCUGUUCAGAGUCUAUGCCCACAUCUACCACCAGCAUUUUGACUCUGUGAUGCAACUGCAGGAGGAGGCCCACCUAAACACCUCCUUCAAACACUUCAUCUUCUUUGUCCAGGAGUUCAACCUUAUUGACCGCCGUGAGCUGGCACCGCUGCAGGACCUUAUUGAGAAGCUGGGCUCCAAGGACAGAUGAAAGCCUCCCGCUCUUUCCCUCCCUCGUCUCUCCCUCUCAGUGCCUGCCUCUGGGUUUCUGAGUGUCCACUUUUCCACUUUGUGCCUUUUUCUUAGCCCUCUUUCUACCUCUGUACCCUGUACCUAUACUUUCUGUCCCAGCUUAUUUUCUUUCAACCUGUAGUUGUACAACAUUUGUUUUAUUAGAGCUCACUUUAAGGUAAGAUGCCAUUGUGUAGCUAUUAUGAUAUAUAUUUUUUAUUUGGUAAACAAAUUCUAUAAUUGGGACAUACUGACCUGGAAUGUGGACCAUUGUUUUUUUAGGAGUUUAAAUGGAAACCUGGCAUUUCUUUCCUAUGGUAUUUGGGACCAUUUCAAUGUCCCAAAACAGUUUGCUUUUUAACACAUCACAUUUGCAGUUUUAGUCAAUUAUGUACUUCAAUACUGAUCUUUUGUUCUGUAUUUGACAUUUAGAUA